This is a messenger RNA of Acyrthosiphon pisum (pea aphid), 1348 nucleotides long. RefSeq lists its product as uncharacterized. The coding region runs from base 116 to 1348 and encodes 410 amino acids. Lineage: Eukaryota; Metazoa; Arthropoda; Insecta; Hemiptera; Aphididae. The record is from RefSeq and is a predicted model, not a curated record. The transcript has 4 exons.
CCCAGUGACAUAGCCAUGUUGCUGACCUAUUUCAUUUAACCCUGUUUCUCUUUCUAAUCUUGAAGUUAUUAGAGACUCUAGCGCCUUGCCAAGGGUCGGUAACAGACUUAUAGCAAUGGAGUCAGUAUAUACUGUUUUUGACAUAAAUGAUAAAAUAGUGUACUCAACAACAGACAAUGGAUCAAAUUUUGUCAAGAGUUUUAAAGUUUAUGGUCAAAAAAAUGAUGUUGAUUUACCAAUUGAAAAUAAUAUCACUCUUUUAUCUGAUAGUGAAAAAUCGGACGAUUUUGAUAUAAGUGAUGAAAAUACAGAUGGUACAGCUUAUGUAAAUAUUGCAGACCUAUUUGAUGAAGCAGAAGAUAUAGAUUAUAUUCUACCCAAGCAUCAUAGAUGUGCUGCGCAUACUUUGAAUCUAAUUGCAACCAAUGACAUAGAAAAAGAGUUGGCUUCUGUAAAAAGUAAAUCUUCAACACUAUGGACCUACAAACAGCAAUGUAGAGCUACUUUUGCUAAAGCUAAUAAUCUAUGGAACAAACAAAACCGCUCUACUCAAGUUGCAGACAGUAUUAAAGAAUGUUUUGGUGUGUAUCUAGUGACACCAAAUGAAACCAGAUGGAAUUCCACUUAUGAUUCCAUUACCUUUUUAUUGAAUCAUAUUAAAGUGAAUUUUUCAAAAUCUGUUAGAUUGUGUGACUCAAUUGGUGUUGUGCGUUUUAAAAAAGAAGAUAUUGAUUUUAUGGAAGAUUAUGUAACUAUCAUGGAACCUCUAGCAGCUGCCCUCGAUAUUCUACAGGGUGAAAAAAACAUGUAUUUUGGUUUUUUACUGCCUACUAUUUCUAUAUUGUUAUCAAAAUAUGAUGAUUUGCUUACAAAAAAGAGAUUAAAUUAUUGUGCAACAUUAAUUAAUAUUAUCAAAACAAGCAUUGAAACACGCUUUCGAAAAGAACAAGCAGAUAAGUUUUUAGUUAUUGCUGCUUUAUCUCAUCCAUAUUUUAAGACAUUGUGGAUAAAUAAUAAUAUAAUCAAAGAUUUGGCUGUUGCUAACUUCAAAGAAGCUGUUUUAAAAAAAUCAAAGUCUGAAGGUAUUGAGACAUCUAACAUAAAUUAUGAAAAUACUAAUAAACAUGGUGAUGAAACAUCUUCAUUUUUUUCUUGGUCCAAAAUUCAUUCAAAUUCCAAUAUUUCCAUUGAAAAUGAAAUAUCAAGUUUUUUGAAUAAGAGCCCUACGAAGAAUUUAUUGUCCCCGGAGGUUUCGGUGUGUCCGCGCCCCAGGCGCCGGCCCCAACUGGCCAUGUUCCCUUUCAGUCGCCUCUUACGACAAGCAGGGAUUACUGAUGCUGAAUUCUGA